Porites evermanni is the source of this 1637-nucleotide messenger RNA. The record is from the annotation of a GenBank genome assembly. NCBI's taxonomy places the organism in Eukaryota, Metazoa, Cnidaria, Anthozoa, Scleractinia, Poritidae.
AUGAACGAUCUUGACUCCGUUUUGGAUUUAGUUCAUCAACAAGCUGGUAAAUUUUUUACGGCCAUGUAAGUUUAACUUACUCUUUUGUAAGAAAAAAAAUCGUGGUUUCUUUGUCACCUUUGACCAACAUCACGGUGGACAAUGAUGAAACAGCCUGAUGAAAUUAAUUUGAAAACAUAAGCUUACGUUUAUACACGCUUUAAAAGCGAUGUACGCGUUGUGAUUCAAUUUUAUCCUUGGUUUAAAGUUUAUUUCUUUUUGUUUAAGGGUAUGGUAAUGAGUUUAAAACAAAGGGAAAUGACAUUGAAACCAAGGAUAAAAUUGAACCACAACGUACACACCCUACGAGAGAAGCAAAGUCCUAUAACAAUAAUGAUUUUAAUAUUUUUUGUAGGCAAAUGGGAUCUGGUAUGACGUACUCAACUGAGGAUGCCAAAAGUAGGUACAAAGUAAAGGAUUAACUUUUAAUAUGAUGUGUAGAUCUAGAAAAUUGCCAUACUCCCCUGGCCGUUAGGAGUUUAUAUUGGUUUGUUCCUUUCCCGACCCCAUCUGGAAAUUCCAGUUUAGCUGUUCACUACAAAUUUUGGCUUUCAACACCACCCUCCCCCCUUCGCCCCACACCCCAGAAAUUUCCAGUGUUCCUCCAUGGGGUGGGUAUGUGUAUUUCCUUGAAAUACACAAAUAAGGAAAUUUACUUUCUACUCCUAUUUUGGUAUUUAGGGAGUGGCAAUCUCAACGUUUUGAAAUCUACUAAGGGGUCAGGGGUGACAAAUUUUUUCUUUUUCCCUCCCCCGAGGCCCUCUGAGGGGGGGUUCGUAUGUCCCUAGUCUGAAUUUCAAAUACAGAGGAAGCUCUCAUAAACGGACACCCUCGGGACGGGGAAAAAGGUUUCUGUAACUGGGGCUCGCUGCUUACGGGAAGUUAAAAAUACAGAGUUUGUAUGGGAGUUGAGAAAAACGACAUAUUGUGAAGGUGGCUGCAAGUAGAGCUCUCCGCUCAUGAGAGUGUCCAUUAGCAGAGCCUCCACUGUACAGUCAUUUGCCAUUUUGAGGAGUAGGGCGUGUCUCUGGUGGUACUAACUCAUUCAUUUCAUCUAGUCGUGUGUCGCUGUUUUUUUAAGGCUUUGUUGCUUGUCAAAAUUUUACCCUUACAGGGCCUCUCCCCCCACCACUAAAAACAACCACCCCUUUAGUACAUAUGAAACCAAGAUGACUGCACCUGGCAGUAAGUACUCAUAUGGAAUAACAUUCUAGACAAGCCCUUGGUACAGGUCUCAAUGUUGUCUGGCUUCGAGAGACUUUCACUAUUGUAUCACUCUGCAACAGUACGGCAAAACUCUGUAAUUCGGCCCUGUUGUUUGAGAGGGGCUAAGGCGUCCACCAUUUAAUUUAGUUCAUUUCCUUUUACAUGAACUAGCUGACUUGGAUGGCUUGUCCAAACUGACAGACACGCUUCAUGAAAAGCUCCUGUCCUCCGGUGUAAAUGCCAUUCCAUUAGAUUCGGAAAUGUUACAACUGGAUUAUCAAGCAACAGUUAGAAAAGGACAAGAGGAAGCAGAACUUAGUCGCAUCACCAUGCAAAGAGUUCAAACAAACUGUGCUACACUUCGCAAAGCAGUGAGUGUACCAAGGAAAUAG